AUGGCGAAAGUUAGGAAGGUAUUUGUCACUGUGGGAACAACAAGUUUUGAUCGCUUAAUUGAAACAGUCACUAGCAAAGCAUUUUAUGAGCUGUUUGAAAACCUUGGCUAUGGCUCUGUUGUUCUACAAAUAGGAAGAGGUGUUUUUGAGCCAGAGACCAUAGAUAGGAAGAAUUUUUCAAUGCAAUACUACAGAUAUAAAGAUUCAAUAGCUGAAGAUAUACAAAGUGCUUCACUUGUGAUCAGUCAUGCUGGAGCUGGAAGUGUCUUAGAAACUUUACAAGCAGGACGACCACUAAUUGUUGUAAUCAAUGAACUUUUGAUGGAAAAUCACCAGUUGGAGUUAGCAAGUCAACUUGCUGAAAAUGGUCAUUUAUAUUAUGCUACUUGUAGCACACUAGAAUCGAUCAUAAGAGAACAGAAUUUGUCAAAACUGAAACACUUUCCUUCUGGCAAACCUGAACUGUUUUCGUCAUUCUUGGACAAGGUCAUGGGAUUUGAUGAUUCAUGACUAGUGCUUUGUUAGCAAAUGCUCAGUAGCACCAUGAAUACUGAAUAAUGGUUUUGUUGAGCUGAUGUGGAAGACAAGACUCUUGUAAUCAAGGAA
Stylophora pistillata is the source of this 606-nucleotide messenger RNA. Its product is annotated as UDP-N-acetylglucosamine transferase subunit ALG13. Gene Ontology annotation, molecular function: hexosyltransferase activity. The record is from RefSeq and is a predicted model, not a curated record. Gene Ontology annotation, biological process: dolichol-linked oligosaccharide biosynthetic process. NCBI's taxonomy places the organism in Eukaryota, Metazoa, Cnidaria, Anthozoa, Scleractinia, Pocilloporidae.